Messenger RNA from Durio zibethinus, 1324 nucleotides. RefSeq names its product uracil-DNA glycosylase, mitochondrial-like. Gene Ontology annotation, biological process: base-excision repair, AP site formation via deaminated base removal; base-excision repair. The record is from RefSeq and is a predicted model, not a curated record. Lineage: Eukaryota; Viridiplantae; Streptophyta; Magnoliopsida; Malvales; Malvaceae. Gene Ontology annotation, molecular function: uracil DNA N-glycosylase activity.
UUUCCCCUUCUAAUAUAUCUUUGCUUUUCCAAGAACGAAAGGUCAAAAGCAUAUAUUCCAUUCCGCCUUUACCUUCUAACAUGUCUUUGCUUUUCCUCCAAAUCCUUCCCCACCGAAACACCAUAGAUGCUCCUUCGUUUGGGUUCCUCACUGUGUUCCCUACAGCUACAGCCCAGACCAAUGGCCGCCGCAUCCUCCAAAGCCAUAACCGAUUUCUUCCAACCAAACCCAGCCAAGCGCCAGAAACUCUCCACUGCUUCCGAUCAUCACCCACUUCCCUCUCUCACCACCCAGCAACAGUCUCGGAUGGAGUCAAACAAAUGUCUCGCCAAAUCAAAACCCAACCUCGAAAUCUGUUCCCAAAAGGUGUCGCAGUCCAAGGUUGAAGGAUCAGGCUACGUCAAACUGCAGGAACUCUUGGUGGAGGAGACGUGGCUCGAAGCCCUACCUGGAGAGCUUGAGAAGCCUUACGGUACUAACUUGUGCAAAUUUGUUGAAAGAGAGAUAUCCAGUGGCAGCGUGCCCAUUUAUCCUCCCCAGCAUUUGAUUUUCAAUGCCCUUAAUUCCACUCCAUUUCACAGGGUCAAAGCAGUUAUCAUUGGACAGGACCCUUAUCAUGGACCUGGUCAAGCAAUGGGGCUCGCAUUUUCAGUGCCAGAGGGAGUGAAGGUUCCCUCAAGUCUGGUGAAUAUAUUUAAGGAACUUAAGCAGGAUCUUGGCUGUUCAAUUCCAUCUCAUGGAAAUCUAGUGAAGUGGGCGGUUCAGGGUGUUCUUUUGCUCAACACUGUUCUCACAGUUAGGAAGCAGCAAGCUAAUUCUCAUGCAAAGAAAGGCUGGGAGCAAUUUACUGAUGCUAUUAUUAGGACUAUCUCACAAAAGAAGGAAGGAGUUGUUUUUCUCCUCUGGGGGAAUUCAGCUCAAGAGAAAUCCAGGUUGAUUGAUCAUACAAAACAUCACAUUCUCAAGGCAGCACACCCUUCUGGUUUGUCUGCAAAUAGAGGCUUCUUUGGUUGCAGGCAUUUCUCCCGCACAAACCAGCUUUUGGAGCAAAUGGGGAUUCCCCCUAUAGAUUGGCAACUUUGAUUUCAAGGGUCAUGUUUCCCGCGGACAGUUUGUAUGCAGACUAAUCCAUUUGUGUCUACUUGAAUUUUGCUAGAAAGGUAAAAGUUUGGGGAUUUGCUGUAAAAAUUUGUUUGCCUAUUUUCAAAGAUGCUUAUGAUUUUGCGUAUUUGCAAAAAUUUGUCUUGUUCUUUGCUGUAUACUUCUCAUAAACAAUAAUAAUCAAUGGGAUCCCUUGCAGGUUGCAUGUAAACAUCAUGUUUCA